This is a messenger RNA of Ahaetulla prasina, 641 nucleotides long. RefSeq names its product solute carrier organic anion transporter family member 2A1-like. The transcript is spliced from 4 exons. Gene Ontology annotation, cellular component: membrane. NCBI's taxonomy places the organism in Eukaryota, Metazoa, Chordata, Lepidosauria, Squamata, Colubridae. The record is from RefSeq and is a predicted model, not a curated record. Bases 21 to 626 code for a protein of 201 amino acids. Gene Ontology annotation, molecular function: prostaglandin transmembrane transporter activity. Gene Ontology annotation, biological process: sodium-independent organic anion transport; prostaglandin transport; transmembrane transport.
UUGUGUUCUGCCAUGGCCUGAUGCAGCUGUCUCAACUCCUCUACAGUGCUUACUUUAAGAGUAGCUUGACUACCAUCGAGAAGCGCUUUGGCCUCUCCAGUUUGUCCUCCGGCUUUAUCUCCAGUUUACAUGAGAUUGGCAAUGUCAUCCUCAUCAUCUUUGUGAGCUACUUUGGUAGUCGAGUUCAUCGACCUCGGAUCAUUGGCCUGGGAGGUCUGCUAUUGGCACUAGGGGCCUUCCUUUUGACUCUUCCGCAUUUCCUUUCUGGUCGAUAUGAAUAUUCUUCAGCACAAAUCAGUAACCAAAGCAGCCAGUCCAGAUUAGAACUCUGCCAAGGAGGAUUUAAGUGUUUGAAUGCCACUGUGAAUGUCCAGGCAGAGGCCAGUAUCAUGUGGGGAUUAAUGAUACUUGCCCAACUCUUGGCUGGAAUUGGAACAGUCCCUAUUCAGCCGUUUGGAAUUUCCUAUGUGGAUGACUUCGCUGAGCCAGACAAUUCUCCUUUGUACAUAGCAAUCUUAUUUUCCAUCUCAGUAUUUGGUCCAGCUUUUGGCUACCUACUUGGCUCUGCAGCAUUGAAGAUCUUUGUGGAUUUUGGACAGGUUAGCCUGAGUAAGUGUUUGGUCUAAUUUAGGGAAGCCAUG